Messenger RNA from Fonticula alba, 8981 nucleotides. RefSeq lists its product as hypothetical. The transcript is spliced from 14 exons. Bases 114 to 8372 code for a protein of 2752 amino acids. Lineage: Eukaryota; Rotosphaerida; Fonticulaceae. The record is from RefSeq and is a predicted model, not a curated record.
CCCCUCUCCUCCUGCCACUGUUCCUGCUCCCCGCCCUCCCGACCCAGCUCCCUCGCACCUCCGGAUCCGGCACCUCCCGCCCCGCUCCUGCUCCCCGCUCCCCGGGUGAUCCCAUGGACCCCGUUCGAUCCCCCACCCCGGAGGAGGAUGCCCCUCCCUCGGCGUCCGCGGUGGUUAAUUUGAAUGGCAACUCGUCGGAAUGCUUCCUGGAUCCAGCCACCGCCCAGCCACCUGCCUCCGGCAGCAAUCUCGGCAUGACCUUCUCCGAGUUUGACAGCGCCGCUCAAGCAGCGCCCCCUCUCCCUAUGAUGGGCCUGCAUCCGCAACCCCCGCCGCAGGUAUCGAGCAAUGGCUGGGGACUUGCCUGGGCGGCCAACAACCUUUGGCGCAGCGUGCUCAUGCGCCUGGUCAAGCGUGGCCUUGGCAUGUGGAUCGACUUCACCGAUGAGAAGAACAACUACGGCGUGGUGGUCGGCGUGGACUUCCUCCGCAUCGAUGGCGAGCUUCGCCACAUCACCCUGAACCAGGCGCGCAUCAAUGCCCUCUUGCGUCAGCCGGAGGCCGUCGGCGAAUCGGGCUUCUGCUUCCAGAUUAUCUCCUCCGGUGUGGACAAGAUCUCUCUCAAAGUCCCGUGGCGAUCUUUCUUCUCGGACACCUUUUUUGCCGGCAUGGAGAACGCCCAUGUCACCCUGGUCAUGGUUCCGGUGCGGGACUUGGUCAAGCCGGCGGCCCUGUCCUCUGCCGCUCCCCCGGCCCCGGGGACCGAUGAUCCGGCCGAAAUGAUUACCUCUGGCGUGUCGAUCCUUGGCUGGCUGCUGGACCGGACUCUGAACAAUCUCCAGAUCUGCCUCAGCGACCUGGAGCUCAGCGUGCACCUGUGCCAUGCCAUGACUCUUGCCCAAAUUGAGGCGGCCUCCGCGGUCGGCUCGCUGUCGGCCUUUUCGCCCCUCGCCCGGGCCGGGGUCCGGCUUGAUCGCUUUUCCGCCGGCCGAACCGGCGGCGAGCCUCAAACGGAUGCCGACCCCCCUGCCGAGCCGGCCCAGGGCCCCCAAUUCCGGCCCUUCUGCCAGCUGACCACCCACCUGAAUGGGGUGUCGGUGUGGUUGGAUGACAUUGCUGUUGGACAGCCGGGCGUUCCACGAGGGCCCGCCGCGGGCGGGUCCCCCUCGCCGGAAGGUCGUGCGGCUGACUCGGCCGACGCAGAUGCCGAGCGACCGCUUGUUUGGGUGGACCCCCUGCGUCCGACCUCCACCCCGGAGCACAUCUGGCCAUUCGAUCCGCUGGUUUCCCCAGUCCCCAGCAUCAGCAUGUCCCUCUGCCUGGCUCGGUCGGCGGCUUCCCUCGGCGCCGAGCAGGCCGGCUUCUUCCCGCUCCUGUCCCAGCGCGCGCCCUCCUUCGAGGUGGGCUUCGACCUGAAAGUGGGACCUGUCCGAUCGUAUGUCGGUCUCCGGCAGCUGGCGAUCCUCAGCCGGUUCUCCCGGUUGGCCGAUGCGGCCGCCGCCACGGCAACCUGCGCCUGCCAGGAAUCCGCCCACCAGUCAGCCGCCUGCCGGAGGUGCUUCCAAUCUGGGCCCGUGGCGGCCGGGGGAUUCCUGCGCAGCUUCAUCGCCCCCCCGCCCGGGGGCGACCCACUGCACCAGCAGCCUCCGGGCCUGAACUCCCUCAUGAGUCUGCUCUACAUGGCCCCAUCGGUUCGGUCCUCGAUUGCCCUGAACUCCGUCAGCAUUGACCCUAGUCGGCUGAUGUCCCUGUACAAUGCGUCCAGCUUCAUGGCCGGGUCGGCCAUGAGCUCCAUGCAUGGCCUCGGCACUGUCGGCGAUCUCGGGCAGUCUUCCUUCAUGCCGGUCCAUCCGCAGGAUUCCGACAUGGGCACCCACGCGCCCCCGGGUGGAGGUGCCCCUUCGGCGUUCUCCUUCGACCAGGCCUUCUCUCUGCGGCCAGUGUUUGAAAGCUCCUCGGGCCGUCGCCAGGCCACCAUCAGACGCAUGCUUCGCAAUGAAUUCCACCGGAUUCGGGGACAAUCUCAAAAGGCCUCGCCCAAGCAGCGCCCCGGUCGAGCCUCCCGGCAGAGCACCAAUCUGGAUGCCCUGUCAUCGGCGGUUCACCGGGCCAGCUUGGCCGCCGGCCCGGGCGACGAGCUGGCCGGGCCGGAUUCCCCCGGCCCCUUGACCGCGCCUGCCCGUGGCAAUGAAGCCGGCUGUGCGGCUGGCGUUGUGCCGGAGCCGGGCCAUGCCAGCACCCCCGGCUCCCGGGCGCCGUCUCCCCCGGACACGGGCCCCGACGACAGCACCGACGAGGAGGAUGACGACUAUGAUGAAGUGUUCUACGAUGCCCUCUCCUCGCUGUCCCUGACGUCGGAAUCGCUGGCCCAUCUACUGAGCUCCAGCCCGACGGCCGGCACCCCCUCGGCCGACCUGCCGGAGGGGGAUCUCCUCUUCGAGGGGGAUCUCCUGUCUGACCAGCCCGAGAGCAUGUCCCUUUUCAAUGAGCUGUCCAACCUCUUUUUGGUUCCCGUCGGCUGCAUUCGCUUCCUGAUGAAUGCCACCUUCGACUCGGUGUCUCUUCACUUGGACAUCUCCCAGGCCGGGGCCGGUCUGGCUGCCCGGGACCGGCUGUCUGUGCGCCUGGAUCAGGGGUUCACCUUCCGCAUGAACUCCCACGCCAGCCCCUCGGCCGGGCUGAUGGCCACGGUUCGGCGGACCCUGGCCGCCAGUCAGCCCACCCUGACGGCUGCCACCAUCCGGACGCCCAUCUUCCUGGAUCCUGGCGACCCGGCCGGCGAUGGGGCCUCGGCGCCAGGCCCGGGGGCCGACCCGGCCACCGGCCCCGAGCCGCCCCAAACACCCGAUGACCCCCACGGGCACUUUGUUUACUCCAUGCGAUUGGCCCUGCUCGGGGAAAUGUCGCUCACCGAACGCCGGAGCACUGACUGCCGCAUUCUGGCCAUCGAGCCGCGGGUGUCCACCCUGGCCGGUGCCCCGGCCGAGGUGCUGACCCUGGCCGUGGAGCAUGCCGGCCGGGACCUGUGCGAGCGCCUGGCCCCGGCCGAGGGGGACGCCUCGCUGCCGGAUGGGCUGCUGGGCAUCUUCGCCGCGGUGCCCGGGCACCUGAGCUUGGACUUGGAUCCCUUCCUGCCGGAUCGCCUGCUCCCGGCCCUGGCCCUGCUGGGCCCGGGACCGGGGGAGCUGGCCGACGAGGCUGCACCCCCCGGCGGCGGCGGCGGCGCCGCCGCCGCCCCCCGGACACAACCCCCGGUGGUCAGUCCGGCCGAGCCGCCCCAGCGCCGGAUGAUGGUCGGCCUGCUGGACCUGCCGCAUCCGGUGCAUGUAAACAUCGCGGUUCCGGACAGUCGCCGGGUGGCUGCCGACAAGGCAGCCGGCCCUCGGGCCGAUCCCCGGCCCCGGCCGUACCUGCGGCCGGAUGUGCAAAUCCUCCUGGUCCUGGGCCAAACGCGCGUGGCGUUCGGCCGGCGGUUGCAUUGCUGCGAGCCGGUGCCCAGCCGGCUGGGGGCCUGCCCCGUCACCGGCGGGUCCAAUGCCUCCGCCGGUGCGCCGGCCCCCUCCUCGGCAGGGGCCCCCCAUGCCGGUCCCCACGCGGCCACCGGGGGGCCGCAUCUGCCCGGCCUGGGCGGCCAUGUGCCCGCCCCCGGGGCCGGGUGUGCCGCCGGCCGUGCCACCUGUCCCCUGUAUCUGGAAGCCGGCUGCGGGGACUUCUUGGUGUUCCUUGUGGCGCCCGGUGUGCACUAUCCAGCCCGGGCCGGCAGCGACCUGUCGGCCUUCCCGCCGGUCUUCCACUCUCGCAGCUUGGAGGCACGCGUGCGCAUCGGCCCGGUGGCCGAUCCGGCCCUGGCACAUGCCUCCCGCCCGGCCCUGCUGACGGCCUUCCGCGUGCCGCCGGUCCAGCUCGGCGACCCUGCCGGCGGGCUGGCCACCAACUCGGGCCCCGGUGGCCCGGCAGCCGCCGGGACUGCCCCCGGCGUCCCCGGCUCCAGCGGGCUCUCGCCCGGGGAGCGUUCGGCCUCGCCGUCGGGCCGGAGCCCCGACCUCCGUGGCUCCUCCUCGGCCACAGGCGCCCCGGGCCCGGGCGGGGUCCCCGGCACAGAGGCGGGCCAAUCCGCCGCCGGCGGGCCUGCCCCCCCUCGACGUGGGUCCCCCUCGCUGGCGACACUGGCUCGAACGCGCGUGCAUUUGGAGCUGGCUUUUGGGGACAGCUCCGUCGGGUGUCGCGUCCUGGCAGCGGCCCCCUGCCUGGCCCGGUCCCCCACCCCGAGCAGUGUCUACCUGCUGAAUCCCACGUUGCCGGUGUGCGGCCUGGCCCUGGCCGCCGUGUGCUACGACGAAUUGAGCUCCUUCCUCCCGACCGAGCUCAUUUGGCGACCAUGCCCCAAGGAGGCCGGCUUGCAGCCGGGCCCGGCCGGCCUUCAGGCCAGCCUCGCAGGCCCCUCGGCCGAGGGAGGCAACGCCCCGCCAGCCGGCGGCUCGAAUAGCUUGCAUGAUUUGGUCAUCGUCGUGUCCCUGGACUCCCUGUCGAUCCACGUUCCGUUGUCCUUCGACACGCCGUCGGGCGCGGCGGCGCGGAAUGCCGGCCCCACCGCCACGGCCCCGGGCCCGAGCUCGCGGCCGGCCUGCCUGCCGCCCCUUUGCGCGGCCCUUUGCCGCGGGGUCUGCUCGGAGACGGCCGCCGGCCCGGGGCUCAACCGGUAUGGCCAACCGCCGGCCGAGACGCUGCACAUUGUCCUCGGGCGCUUCCGGGUCAUUCGCAUCAAUGGCGUUCGCGGGAGCCCGGGCGUCAACCAAGCACACCUGACCAUCGGCCAUGCAUUUGUCAACAUCCUGAGCACCGGGGCCCCGGGGCUCCGGACGGCGUCCCUCUCCCCGGAAACGCUGGCCGCCCUGCCCACCCAUCCGACCGCCCGGGCCCAGGCCUAUUGCCUUCUCUAUCGGGCCCUGUCGCCCUCGCUCAUCUCCAGUCACUUGGCUCGACCGGUGGCCGAGUUGAGCACCACCGUGCCGAGCGCCUCGGCGGCCCAGCUGUCCGAGAUGUUCAACCUCUCGCCGCUGAUCGACGCGCGGCUGACCUACCACCUGGUGGAGUCGGCCACCCCGGUCACCGGGGAGCUCCCUUCGCCCGGCGGACCCGCCGGGCGCCCUGCCUGGAAUGUGUCCACGGUGUCCGGGGCCCGGCGCUUCUUUGUCUACAUCAAGCCGGUGGUGCUGCGCCUGCCGCCGGAAGACCUCUUUGCUCCGAUCGGACGAGCCAUCAGCACUUUCGGCACCGUGUCCGAUGGCUUCCACGGGGGCGGGCCCUUCUGCCGGGGCUACUCGCCGCUGGCCGGCGAAACUGCCUUCGAUCUGAAGCUCCGUUUCUCGGACUUCCUGAUCAUGGCCACCCCCUGCUCGGCUCCCUUUGUGGUGGCUCUCUGCCCGCCGAUAUCCUCGGGCUAUGGCCGGACACAGGCGGGCCACGGGGAUGGCAAGGCCGGGCCGGUGACCGGGCCCGGAUCGACCGCCGGCCAUGGCGGCCACCAUGUCGGGGGUCCGGACAAAUUCGACCCCACCCCUGCCGCCGGGUACAGCAUCGGCGGCCUGCUGCGCCCGGGGCAGAACUCCAAUGACACCCUCUCGGGGCACCUUUACAAUGGCCUGCUGGUGGACAUCUCCUCCCUCGGGGAGCCGUCCAUUCGCCAGGCGUGCUUCCCCCACCCGGCGGUGGUGCUGCACCAGGACUUCGGCAGCCCGGCCGAUCCGAGUGUCUCGCCCGGGGGCCGGCCCGUUUCCCCCGGGCCCGCCGGGGGUGGCCCGGCAUCCACCACCCCGGUGAUGGCCAUCCCCCCGAGCGCCGGCGGCCCCGGCGGGGCCUCCACCCCCGGGGCCUGGCCUGCGGAUCACCAGCAGCCCACAUUUUCGCUGUGCAUCUCGGCCCCGGCCGGGGCCGAGCUCUUUGCCAUCCCCCACUGGCGCCUGCUCCACAGCCAUGUUGCCUCCGCCGGGGCCGACCUGCCCUUCGACCGGCUGGCCUACUCCGAGCAUCCGGAAGCCGCCUGGCCCCUGUACCAGCCGCCCUCCCUGCUGGAGCCGCUCCUGUCGCCGCGCCAUGUUGAGCGCUUUUGGCGCCGGCUUGUGGAGGAACUCUUCAAGAAUGGCCGGAAGUGGACCCGGAUCCCGACGAACCCGACCGGCGCCGUGUCGGACUACCUGCUGGGACAGAACCUCAGCCGCGUGGCAUCGGUCAGCUAUGGCUCCUAUUCGGUGACUCACCCGGCCGGCAUCACGCAGAAGAACAUGGAGGUGGACUUUGGCCAGCUUCGCUUCGACCUCUCGGCUGACACCAUGCAGUUGGCCAUGUUCGUCAUGGACUACUACUUCGGCGAAGAGGGCGGCAGCAAUGGCAAGGCCGAUGCGCCGGGCCGCGGCCCGGAGCCCGGCCCGGCGACCUCCCCCGGGCCCGGUGCCUCCGCCGCCGGCUCGGAGGCUGCCACCCCCAUGGCGCAUGUGUCCCCGCGGUUGGAUCUCCUCCGGCCAUCGGGCGACCUGCUGGAGGGCGUGAUCGAGGGGGACUUCGCUGGGACCUGGCUGACGCCAGCCAUGCCGGCCCCUCUGCACGCGGUGGCCUCCCCGCCGGGGAACCACGUCCCGCGGAAUGACUCGCAGCUGUACCCCACCCGGCGACUGAUCAUCAUGCUGGAUGCCCUGGAGCUUCGCAUCCACAAUGGCCUCCAGUUCCCCUCCUUCAUCGGGCCCUACAGCCGCCUGGCCUCGAGCCUGGUCGAGGACACCCACCCGGCCGGCCUGCCCGGGCGCCUCCAUCCCCCCGGGCCGGCGGCUGGCCCGGGGCUGCGCGCCCGCGGCUCCCUCCCCCCGACAACGCCCUUCAGCUCGCCGGAUGCGGCUGUCCAGGCCGGCCUCACGCCGGCCUCCUGCAGCGUGGUCAAUGAGCAGCUGGUCGUUCGGUUCCGCGGCCUGCGGGUCGACUGGCUCGACUACGACCCGGAAGAUGUGCCGGUCGGCGAGCUGGCCGACCCGCCCGGCACGCAGUCCCACGCGCGGCUGGUGCUGCACGAGAUCCUCGUCUACGGAAACAUCGGCAUGCAGAGCACCGCCCAGUCUGGCGGCUUGGUCACCCAGACGCCGCAUGUUUUCUACCUCGGAUCCGAUCAGUCGGCCCAGAGCAUCCCCCAAAUGGGUCCCGGUGGCCAGGGCGGCGAGGACCCGGCCGGGGCCGGUCCCCCAUCCGCGUGGGGCAGCUCCCAUGGUGCUCCCACCGGCGAGCCCCUGCGCUCGGUGGCCGAGCUGGACUUCCGCAUUGUCCGGCCACGGCCGCUGACCGAGCCCCUGAAUACCGAGCGCCGGGUGGAAGUGUUCAUGCGCCCUCUCAGUGUGUACAUCGACGCCGACGCCGUGGACUUCCUGGCCUCGCUGUCGAUGUUCCUGUCGCUGUCGGCCACAACGCCGCCCACCCCGGGGUUCAGCGAGGCGCACGACCCCCCUGGCGGGGCCCAUCCGCCGGCUGGACGCCGGAGCCCCCCGGCCGGGCGGCUGUCGGUCGAUACCGGCCGGUCACCGGGCACCGGCCCCCCGGGUGGCUCCUCCAGCGCCAGCACCUCGCCCUUGGAUCCCAGCCUCGAGGCAUGGCUGGACAUCCUGGCCGAGUCGCCGGUCCUGGCGGCCGUGGUGUCGGCCGCGGCGGCCUCCUCCUCCGGCCAGGCGCCCUCGCGACCUGGGGCCCCGGGCGCCGGCGAGCCUUCCUCCGGCUCCCCCGGCACCGCCAGGGGCUCCCCCUCUGCUCCCUACUUCUACCAGUAUGUUCACAUUCACCCGCUGCAGGUUCGCAUCCGGAAUGAGCGCAAGACCCUGCACUACCGGGACCUCCUGCGGAAGCCCUCCUCCCUGGCCACCAUCCUGCGCCUGGUGCCGCUGGACUCGACCCUGCUCACGUUCUUCGAUCCGACCAUGUCCCUGUCCGAGUCGCCCUCGGCCCCGGCCCCGGGGGACUACUCGCUUUCGACCCCGGGCGCCGGGGCCGAAAGUGGCGCGGCUGCUGGGCUGGUCCUUCGCGGGGUGUCCAGCACGGCGGCCCUCCUUCGGCAGGUGGUGCGCGAGUUGUCCAAAAAGCAGCUGGCCUACGGCUUCGCCCUGCUGUAUGGGGUUGCUCGCGGUGCCAUGUCGGCAGCCACCUCGACUGGCCGUCGUGCGGUCAGCAUGGCGCCGGAACUCCUCCAGGGCAUUCUCCCGCUGCUGACGCUGCAGCGUGCCCGCGAUCUGCUCUUCCCACGCCCGCUCCUCGCUUCGCCCCCGACGGGCCCCGGGUCCCGCGGCUCCAGCCAGCCCGCCCCCUCGUCGGAUGACGACUUCGAACUGAUCGAGGGCGAGUAGCCGCCGGCAUCCCCCUCUCGGCUCCCUGUCCCGCCCUCGGCCCUCUCGUGGGCUCCCGGAAAUACACGCUCCUCCGCAUGAGGAUUUGUCAGCCCUCUCCAUGCCAGCCCUGCUCGCCCUCCCUUCCCUGCUGGCGCCCGGCCUUGCCCACUCCCGGCCCCCCCCCCUCGAGGGUGUUUACCUCAAUGCUGCACACUGGCUGGUGUCCUGUCCUUUCCGACCGUGCUCGCACCUCCGGCGGCUGCCUGUCUGGAUGACUGCCCUCCGCCCUGGCCCCGGCAAAAGGCCGCCCGCGAGCCGAGCCACACAGGCCCCCCAAGAAGAUGGCACCCACCCCCCAUCCGCCGCAUCGCCUCCAGAGAGAUACACCUCCGAGGACCGGGCACCGCGCGGGCAAAUGUCCGGGCCUUCAUCUCGCCAUCGUGGGACCCACCUCUGGGUGUGAAGUCCUUGAGGAGGCUCCCAUAAAGGCACUACCCGCCCAGAGGCUCCCUUGACGGCUGGCUCCUUUUUUCAGGACUUCUGGCCAUCCGAACGGCCGGCCGCUGGAUCGGGGUCCGCGCGCCCAAUCGCCCGGCCAAACCCCCCACUACCGAGGGCAAGAGGAAG